Molecule: messenger RNA, 2378 nt
Organism: Polistes canadensis
Lineage: Eukaryota; Metazoa; Arthropoda; Insecta; Hymenoptera; Vespidae
Product: myosin heavy chain, clone 203-like
Exons: 7
Coding region: 255-2195 (646 amino acids)
Biological process (GO): clustering of voltage-gated sodium channels; cilium assembly
Cellular component (GO): centriole
Source: RefSeq, a predicted model, not a curated record
CUUUCUUUCUUUGUUUUUCCUGUAAAAAUAUUUACAAAUUUAAAUCGCGUACUGCGCGGGUGCAGUUGCAUAUGCAUCAUCGGUAAAACAGGUGCAGUAUAGUCGGUAAAAAAGUUGUGUUGUGUUUACAAAAGCAGAAUUAUUUUUCUCGUUACACGAAUUUUCGUUUGUCCAAGUAUUAAGUAAAUGAAUAUUAUAAUUUUUGAUAUUAAAGAUAAUUAUUAUUCGUUUUUUAAGUCAUCGCGUGAAUUAAUAUGCUCGAUUCGGAUUUAGAAAAUAUCUCAAAACAUGGGGACAGUAAUAGGGAUACCAAUUCAGUAUUACACAAAUAUGAUGAAAUUGUGGAAAAUCUUGAGAAAGAUUUAAAUAUUUGCAAGGCAGAACAAAAUAAAAUUAGAUCAAUGUUUGAAGCGAUACAAAAUGAUAACAGAGAUAUUGGUGAUCUCGUUAAAGAUCAAUUUUUUCGUAUUCAUAUUGAAACAUGUAACAGCGAUAGCAUACAUAAUAAAGAAAUUAUAAUGAAUUUACAAGAACGUAUCACAAUUUUACAAAUGGAAAAGGAUUCAGUCUAUCAGUUAUGGCAAAUGGCAUUAAAAGCAGUGAACGCUUUGGAAGAAGAAUUGAAGAAUUUUAAAACGGAUGGUAAAAGUUCUAAAUUAUAUGAAGAGCAUAUCGACAACGUUAAAGAAACAUAUUCAGAAGCUAUCAAAGCAUUGGAAGGGAAAUUAUUACAAGCAAGAGAAAAUUUUGUAAAACAACAAGCAUUGUGGGAAACUAGCAAAGAUAAAAUCGAGGAUUUGCUUAAAGAAAAAGCUGACAUUGCGAGAAAAUAUGAAAAUCUCCAAAAAGAUAUUCAAGAGAAAGAUAAAAAUAAUCUAAAGAUCGUCGAAUCAUUGAAAAUUGAAUUAGCUAAUGAAAAAUUGAACAAGCAAAGUGCAAUAAAUUCAAAAAUAGAAUUGGAAAGUAAAUUAAACGAAGCCAUGAAAUUUACUGCAUCUCUGAUGGCUCGAAAUGAGGAAACAAAAAAUAAAGUGUCUGAAGCUUUGGAAUUAGUAGAAAUUGCGGUACGAGAAAAAGAUUUGAUAUUACAAAGAGAAGCGCAUAUAUUGGAAGAAAAGAGUAGACUUGAACUUCGAUUAUCUAAAAUAACAGAAGAACAUACAGCCAUGUUGCAAGAAGAGAUAACAAAAAUCAAAGACGACUAUGAAAGAAGUGUUAAAAAGUAUACAUCUGAAAUUCGAGAUCUUAAAGUGGAAUUGGAACACAAAACUAAACUUUUAAAACAUCUAGAAAACGAUUACAGGUUUUCUCAGGAAGAAUUUGAAAAGAAACGUCAGAGUUCUGAAGAUGCAUUGCAAAGAUCGAGAACUAAAAUAUUAGAUUUUGUACACAAAUUGCAUUCUAUAGAACGUCAACUACAAAACAAAGAUGAUGCACAAAGAAAAAAGUACGACGAAGAGAUUUCCCAUUUAGAAGUUAAGAUAAUCGAAUUAGAAGAAAGAUUAAAUACUGCUAAUGAUAAAGUAAAUAAAUAUCAACGAGAUAAUAACGACAGCAUGGAAAAUCAGGUAAAACAAGCUAAUGAGAAAACGAAGAAUGUGAUUGAACAAUGCAAUGAUUUGGAGAAACGUUUGACUAGAUCUUUGGAAGAUAGAGAUCAUUUUCAAACAGAAAUGAAACACUUGCAAAUGACUUUUGAUCAUGAAAUGCAAAAGUGGGAAUAUGAAAAGAAUUCUCUGGAAAAUAAAAUUCAUAAUUUAGAACUUAAUCAUCAAAAAGCAACUUUUUUGACACAGGAUGGGUUAAAUGCAAACAUAGCUGCAACGCAAGCUUAUACAGUGGAAAAGGAAGUGAAGAAACCUAAUUCAGAUGCAACACCAGAAAACAAGGAACAUUGUUGUCGAUUGGUUUUAUUGGAGCAAAUGAAUAAAGUGCAAGAAAGAUUCGAUAAAAAAAUAAAAGAAUUGUCACAUCACGUGGAAGUUCAUCAAAAACUUAGCAGAAAGUGGAAAGAAGAAGCCAAGACGAUGACAACAAAGUUUCAAGAAAAAUCAAAAGAACAUCGAGCUAAGAUAAAUGCAUUAAGAAAGGAAAACGAGGAAUUGAUAAAAGAAUUAUUUGCAGCUCAACAAGAACUAACUAAACACAAAAUACAAAAUCUUCCGAAAAGCAUCGAAGGAAAUAAAAUAAGUUGACAUAGUAAUGUCAUAAUUGUAGGAUUAAUAUCACAUCUUGGUUUCUGUAAAUAUUUCAAGAAACGGCAGAUAUAUCUAUUUUGGAAAUACAUGUUCAUACAGGAAACAUAACAACAUUUUAAGUAUGACGAAUUCCUACCUGAUAAAUUAUCUUUAAAAAAAGAAAAAAGAAAAAUUAUUAUU